AUGACAGCAUGGGCCCGUGUGCCAACCCCCGCCUCCAGCUACCGCCAACCCAACCCUGCCACAUAUUCGAGACAGCUCCGUGACAGCUUCACCAUCCCUCUGCCCUCUUCCACUUCACUCAACAUUCCAGCUUCUGCUCUUCAUGACUUCCAUACGGGCAACACUUUCUUCACGAUUUUCAAUUUCCACUUACGGCUGAUGACUGCGACUCGAUCUAUUUCCACGUCUCUGAGCAUGUCAAUCCUCACACCCUACCAUUCGCCGACGACCGGCGCAAUGGCACCAACAAGCUCCCAACGGCCUUCACGGCACGAUCUCCUUCUACUGUUAAUCAUUCUCUUCUUUUCUUUCUCAACGACAGCCUUUGUUUUCGCGACAUUGCUCUACAGCAGUCUCCCCGCCUUCUCAACUUCCCAGAAAAAGCAAAAUCAGAAGCACACGGCACCCCGCAAAACGAUUCUGAUCACGGGCGCAAAUACGCCUCUAGCCUUGACCCUGGCUCGCCUCCUCCAUGCUGAAGGCCAUAAAGUCUUAGCCGCCGACCAAGAGUCCUUUCCCCUGGUCUCGCCCGCGCGCGCCUCGAAAGCCGUAACGAAGUUCUACAAACUCGGCCAAUCUGCGACCACCACGAGCCACCACGUCCAGAAAGGCAACAGGGGAGCAAAAAUCACUCGCUUCGGAUCAAUCUCACACAACUUUGCUUCUGCCGCGAAGAGCGCUUCUGAGGCGCAGCUUUACGCCCGAGACAUCGAAGCCAUUGUGCACCAUGCGGGUAGCGUCGAUCUAUGGAUACCAUGCGAUCAGACCACACCGCAGGUGGUGCUUGCAGCAGCUCGGGAGGUCAUAAUCAAGUCGGGCGGAGGAGCUGUCUAUGCGGACUCUAGGUUCGCACAGCUCGGUGGUGAUGAGGCUGCUUUUGGGGAGUGCAUCGGGGCGCUAGACACACCUAUCAAAGCACCUGAGAGACGAGUCGUAAAAACCAGAGGAGAGAUACAUCGGAUCCUACACCGCAGUCCGAAAGGUCGCCAGUAUCUCCUCGAGAAGCUCCAGCCUGCCGCAGACACCGAAAAGACAGCUAUCACGAACGGCAAUGGUACGAAACGAGAUUCUGGCCUGGCUUUGAGCUUAGACUCUAGCCCUACGAUCAGUUCUGAUGGAGACAUGACCGAAAUAUUCGCAUCCUUGCUCCUCCCACAGCCUACUAUCAACCAGACAUACAGCGCCCUCGCCUCCCGCCACAUUUCCGCCGACGAGCCUUGGGUCCUCCACGAGAUCAUGGAUGACUCAGGCACAGAAGCCUCCACACACUGUCUCAUCGUCGACAGCUCCGUGAAGACCUUUAUCGCGACAUCUUCCACCUCUUCGAAGACCUCAACGCCCUCCCAGUCCGCCACCACCAACGUCCUCAGCGGCUCCGGGGCCAUCGUGUCCUCGUCUUCCGCACUGCACUCCACGCUCCUGGCCUUCACAGCCUCAUUCGCAGCCUCAAUGCCAGCCUCGACGUCCACGCAUCUGUCGCUCUUGUUCCAUCUUCACGAAACACCGACACCGACUGGCACGGCUACGAUCGUGAUACCCAGGUCGUGUACCACAGCGCCUCACCCGUCGCUUGCACUGCUUCUUGGACCCUCCAGCAACACGUCUCAAAUCAAGCAGAUCGCAGCAGCGUAUUCCUCGGCCGCUUCACCCUCUGUUCCACCCCUGACCAACGGAACGAGCAGCCAAAACACAGCACCCGUGACGCUGAACCAGACUGCGAAACUUGGCCAUUUUGGACUCUACUCGCUGCCGCGCUUGAUCUUGGACCUCCUAGUCCUACCCCUGCUGAACCUGCUCCUCCUACGCGCUUCUUUGGUAGACGUGAUAGCCAGCGCAGCCACCUUCGGGCUGUGCAUCGUCUUCGGCAAAGAGGAGCGGUGGGCGUGGGCGGAUGCGGGGGCGUGGUGGUGGGAGUGGCACGUUGCAUUCCCAAUCAACCUCCUUCUUGGCGUGUUUUCCAGGCGGUAG
Messenger RNA from Mytilinidion resinicola, 2007 nucleotides. RefSeq lists its product as uncharacterized. The transcript has a single exon. The record is from RefSeq and is a predicted model, not a curated record. NCBI's taxonomy places the organism in Eukaryota, Fungi, Ascomycota, Dothideomycetes, Mytilinidiales, Mytilinidiaceae. The coding region runs from base 1 to 2007 and encodes 668 amino acids.